Molecule: messenger RNA, 3423 nt
Organism: Lagopus muta (rock ptarmigan)
Lineage: Eukaryota; Metazoa; Chordata; Aves; Galliformes; Phasianidae
Gene: RCC2
Product: regulator of chromosome condensation 2
Exons: 13
Coding region: 342-1931 (529 amino acids)
Source: RefSeq, a predicted model, not a curated record
AAAAUAAAAUAGAGAGAAGGGAGGCGGAUCCACGUGGUGCAGUGAGAGACAGACAGAGAUCCCAUUGUUCAAAAUCAAUUAAAGAGGAAAAAAAAGCGGGGGCAGACGGAGGGGAAGGACGAGGAGGAGGGGGGGGGGUCGGGACGGACACCCCGGGCUGCUCUUCCUGCAGCCCCCAUUCGGACUAUUUUUUGGCGUUUCCCCCCCCCAAAAAAAAAAUCUCCCCCUUAUCCCCCGACUCGGCCAUAUCAAAAAAUCGCCCCCGGAACCCCCCCCAGCAAACAGCCACAGAGGGCUCGAAGGCGGCGGCGGCACAAUCGGGGCCCCCCCGAGCAGGCGCCAUGCCCCGGAGGAAGGCGGCGGGGCCGCCGUGGGAGCCCGGCCCGGGCAGGAGGAGACCCGGGGCGGCGGGAGGGAGGCGGAGGCCUCGUAACGGCGGAGGAGGCGGCGGCAGCAGCGGCGGUAGCAGCGACGAGGAGGCGCCCCGAGAGCGGAGGCCGCGGGACGGCAGCCCAGGAGGAGGAGGGAGGAGGCCCGGCCGGCCCGCAGCGCCCGGCUCGGGUUCGGCUCUCGGCCCGGGGCCCGGCGGCGCGGCGCGGGGACAGGCGGUGGUCAUCUGCGAGCCCGAGCACAGCAAGGAGCGCAUCAAACUCGAGGGCUCCAAGUGCAGAGGACAGCUCCUGAUCUUUGGGGCCACCAACUGGGACCUGAUUGGCCGCAAAGAAGUGCCUAAGCAGCAAGCUGCAUAUCGAAACCUGGGCCAGAAUUUAUGGGGGCCACACAGGUAUGGGUGUCUCUCAGGUAUUCAGGUGCGGAGUGUGGUUUCGGGACCGUGCGCGGCUCACAGCCUCCUCAUCACUGCCGAGGGCAAGCUGUGGAGCUGGGGUCGUAAUGAGAAGGGGCAGCUGGGCCACGGGGACACGAAGCGUGUGGAAGCCCCCAAGCUCAUCGAGGUGCUGGGCAGCGAGGCCAUCGUGCUGGCAGCAUGCGGCCGGAACCACACGCUGGCUCUCACAGAGAGUGGCUCCGUGUAUGCUUUUGGGGAGAACAAAAUGGGGCAGCUUGGUCUUGGGAACCAAACAGAUGCUGUUCCAAGCCCCACACAGAUCAUGUACAAUGGGCAGCCCAUCACCAAAAUGGCCUGCGGGGCUGAGUUCAGCAUGAUCAUGGACUGCAAAGGAAACCUCUACUCCUUUGGGUGCCCGGAGUACGGGCAGCUGGGGCACAACUCCGAUGGGAAGUUCAUCGCCCGAGCACAGCGCAUAGAGUACGACUGCGAGCUGGUGCCGCGCCGCGUGGCCAUCUUCAUUGAGAAGACCAAAGAUGGGCAGAUCCUGCCCGUCCCCAACGUGGUGGUGCGGGAUGUGGCAUGCGGGGCCAACCACACGCUUGUCCUGGACUCCCAGAAGCGUGUUUUCUCCUGGGGCUUUGGUGGCUACGGGCGACUGGGCCAUGCAGAGCAGAAGGAUGAGAUGGUGCCGCGCUUGGUCAAGCUCUUUGACUUCCCAGGCCGAGGAGCUGCACAGAUCUACGCUGGCUACACGUGUUCCUUUGCUGUCAGUGAGACAGGUGGCUUGUUUUUCUGGGGUGCCACCAACACCUCCCGUGAGUCCACCAUGUACCCAAAAGCAGUGCAGGACCUGUGUGGCUGGAAGAUCCGCAGCCUGGCCUGUGGAAAGAGCAGCAUCAUUGUGGCAGCGGACGAGAGCACCAUCAGCUGGGGCCCAUCUCCCACCUUUGGAGAGCUGGGCUAUGGGGACCACAAGCCCAAGUCAUCAACGGCUGCCCAAGAGGUGAAGACCUUGGAUGGGAUCUACACGGAGCAGGUGGCCAUGGGCUAUGCCCACUCCCUGGUGAUUGCCCGCGAUGAGAGCGAUGCCGAGAAGGAGAAGCUGCGCAAGCUGCCGGAGUACAACCCCCGCACCAUCUGAGCGCAGCCACGGCUCUGCUGCCUGUUCUCCUACAAUUUCCAAAGCGUUGGAUUCCCCCCUUCCACGGCCAAGACCUUUCCCCGUGGCUUUUCCAUUUCCCAUCCCCACCCUCGCAGGACCUUUUGGCACAUCCAGGCUUUUUUAGUUGUUGGGUUUUGGGGUUUUUUUAUCUGUUCAUUUUAUUGCUGUUCCGCACAGAAAGGGGGGUGCUGGGUUCACCUGGGUAGGCAUAGACUUUUAACUUUUUUUUAUUAUUAUUAUCUUUGUUACCAGAUUUCUCUGGUUGUAGGCUUGGAACAAAACUCAACCAGUAAACCCCUCCUUUUCCACAACAUGGCAAUUUGGGGGGGCAUUUUUCACAAAUAACCUCUAUUUUGGGUGCUAUUAUUUUAGGGUUGUGCGUGUUUCCCGCCCUCCUUCCUCAGCAUCCCUUUUCCUCUGGGGAUUUGGGACCAGAUGUGCUAUCUCAUACCCAUAGGGACAAACCCCGUGCUCCCUUCUCCAUCCCAGCGUCAUUUUUUUGAGCUGGAUGCCUCCAAACCUGCGGAUUCCCCAAACCCCCCACUGCCCAUCCCAGGGCGAUCUCAGGUAUGAAGAGCGGGCCCUGAAGCAUCGUGUAAGCUUUUUCUCUUUUUUUUUUUUCUUUUUUCCCAUUAAUUAUUAUUAUUUUUAUUAUUAUUAUUAUUUCAGCCUGGUAUCUGCCAAAAGCCCUUCCUGGGGCGACGCUGUGCACUGUGCUGGAGAAAUGAGGUGCCUUUACAUGCAGAGCCCAGCUCUGCCUCCACACAACCCAAGGGUGAUAUUUUAUUACCUUAUUUUCUAGUUUUUAGGGUUUAUUUUGAUUUUUUUUUUUAUCCCUUUCUGCUCCCCACAUGCAGCUGUGGGGGCAGGUCUGCAGUAUUUUAUGGAGAGAAAAAAAAAAAAAAAAGAUUUUACAAAAAAAAGGGGGGGAGGGUUCUUUAUGUUUGCUUUGGGGUUAGGAUUUAUUUUGGGGUUUAUCUUGGUGUGUUAGAGUCAAAACUUCCAGGAUGGGAAGAGCAACAGGGCAGAGACGUCAGAUACUCUGUUUUUUUGAGCAAUAUUCACAUUUGCUGCAGGAGGAGGUCAGGGUGUGCAGCACCCCAAUGGGGCUUUUAGAACCUUAUCCCCACUUUUUUCUACCUGCAAUAUUUCAGGAUCAUCCCCAUCAGCUGCCAGCCCCAAAUGGGCACAACGAUAUGCUGCAGCCUAAGAACAGGGGUGAAAAAACAGCAAGAAGCCAUUUUCACCCCUAAAAAAGCAAUUUGGGCCCCAGGCCCGUUGUGCCCCAUUGCAUCCCAGCAAAAGGAGAGGGCUGGAAGCAUGGAAAAAUAAUAAACCACGAUGCUCUCAGAGCAGUGUUCCCUUUAGAUGAGGCGACAGGUUCCCGGUUAGUGCUGUCGUUGUCUUCAUCAUGUUUUUUUAUAUUUCUUGGAGUAAACGUUUAAAUAAACGCCGUUGUGUACGCCUCUCA